This is a messenger RNA of Cololabis saira (Pacific saury), 1031 nucleotides long. It is a transcript of the gene ved, whose product is annotated as ventrally expressed dharma/bozozok antagonist. The transcript is spliced from 3 exons. Gene Ontology annotation, cellular component: nucleus. Bases 1 to 807 code for a protein of 268 amino acids. The record is from RefSeq and is a predicted model, not a curated record. Gene Ontology annotation, biological process: neuron projection morphogenesis; central nervous system development; spinal cord motor neuron cell fate specification. Gene Ontology annotation, molecular function: sequence-specific double-stranded DNA binding. Lineage: Eukaryota; Metazoa; Chordata; Actinopteri; Beloniformes; Belonidae.
AUGAGAGGACACUUCUCCAUCGAGUGGAUGGCCCAGAGUAGCCAGCCAGCACCACCGGUACCAGUACCAGAGGCCUGCGGGACCGAUUCAGAGAGCCUGCCGGGAUUCUAUCGCAGGCAGGAUCUGGGAUGUUCAUCCGAGCAGCAGCAGAGGGACAUCGGGGUCCACCGGCAGAAUGCCGUGACGUCUGCCAACGACGAUCCAGUGGUUGAGGCCGACUUCAGCAGCGGCACCGAGGAGGAGACGUCUGGUUACGAGAGUGAAGGCGGUCGCUCACUUUCUCCCUCUGCAAAUGCUGACUCCGCCUCUGCGUCACCGCCAUCCCCAGCGGUGGGAAGGAGGCCGCGCACGGCUUUCACACCGGAGCAGAUCGGUAUCCUGGAGAGAGCAUUCAAAAGAAACGCUUACCUGGGAACGCAGGACAAGGCGGAGUUGUGCAGGAAGCUCAACCUGUCCGAUAAACAGAUCAGGAACUGGUUCCAGAACCGGCGGAUGAAGCUAAAGAGGACGGUGCAGGACGCGCUGGCUCACGCCUGUCAGGCCAGCGUCGCCUCUCAUUUCAUGCAUUACCCCGAGUUGCAGGCGUACCGGCCGGGGCCCUACACCCCGUACCAGCCGGAGACCGCUGCCCCGGUCUCCUACCUCCGCCCUCACGGCCUCCAGUACGGCUCUCCCCUGACCGCCGCCUCCCCUCUGCCCCUGGACUCCUUCUACCAGCACGGCGGCCUCCCGGGAGUCCUGCUGCCGCCCACGACUCACCUCCGGGUACCCCCCGGGACUCACCAGACGUACCCUCAGUACUACUGAUGGCAGCUGCCGCAUGUUUCAGACCCGGACAGAAGGAGCAACGGUUUUAUCAGAGCCAGCUGGUCACCUUAAACUGGAGUCAAGAACCAAACUGGGUGCUGUGCAAUAAUGUGAUUUUAGUGUGGACCUGUUUCAGUUUGCUCUGAAUAUAUUUAAAUGUGAACAUUUCUCUUGAUAUGUGAUUGAAACCAGAUUUAAAUAAAAUCUUUAAAGAAUUGACAGUU